AUGUCAAUUAUAUGGAGAUUUUGCUCUCCGAAAGGUUACCGAUUCUGUCACACGAAUUUGUUUAAAGUUCCUUCGAAAAGUACUUUAUCAAGGUUUCUUGGUGAAUACAAAGGCCAAAAUGUCUUAAUAAAACAACGUUUGGAGGCUGAAGUCCAAAAUUUUAGAGUACCGGUUGAAAGAGUGUGUUCUUUAAUAGUUGACGAUAUGUCAGUCAAAGAAAGAAUCCAGUAUAGUAGAACUGAUGAUCAUAUUUAUGGCUUGGAUACUUGUGGUUCCCACGAAAUAGGCCAACGUCCCCAAAUCGCAAAUAAGAUGUUGUGUUACGUUGUCCAUGGGUUGUCGACGAAAUAUACCAUCCCAGCGGGAUAUUUUUUUCAUAAAUCUUUAUCCACAAAUGAUUUUCAUGCGCUUACUAUUUCGGUUUUACAACUUUUGACUGAAAGUGGAUUUAUUGUGUUGAGACUGGUGACGGAUAACUUUUCGGCAAAUACUGCACUUUUUAAAAAGUUGGGAAAUGGAUCUCUUCAGAAUUAUAUUUCUCACCCUGUUCUGCCAUCAAUACCUUUGUUUUUGAGCUACGAUUACUGUCACGCAGUGAAGAAUGCGAGGAGUUUAUUUUUAGACACGGAAAUGUCCUCUUCCGAAGGUGUUAUUUCAUCUACAUAUUUGAAAAAAUUGUACGAUUUACAAAAAGAUUUGCCUGUUAAACCUGUAAGGUACCUAACCAGGAAGCAUUUGUACCCUUCGAAUUUCGAAAAAAUGAAUGUGCUGCGAGCCAUUCAAAUAUUUUCACCAUCAGUCACGGCAUCUUUGAAGUUUUUGAAGGAAGCAGGUGAUCCGAGGUUUUGCAACGUCGACGCCACUAUUAGUUAUCUGGAAAACAUGUGUUGA
Zophobas morio is the source of this 891-nucleotide messenger RNA. RefSeq lists its product as uncharacterized. The coding region runs from base 1 to 891 and encodes 296 amino acids. The transcript has a single exon. Lineage: Eukaryota; Metazoa; Arthropoda; Insecta; Coleoptera; Tenebrionidae. The record is from RefSeq and is a predicted model, not a curated record.